CACAGGACUGCAGCCCGAGGCAUCCAGGUAAGACAGGUCCUGUACGGCGGGGCUUCCUCACCUCCUACACCCUGCUGCGGGUCCUCAGUUCUCAAGGAUCAGCCCUCCUCAGGACCCCGUAGGACUCGCCCACUUCUACAGGAGGACGCCGAUGCUGUAGGAGGCUUGUAGGGUUAUCCAAAUCCUCCUUCUGACUGGUGCUAAGGAUUCUUGCCUUGGGUCAUGGACGAUUGGUUUUAAUAUAGAGUGAAAGUCUUGCCGCUGUAGUGCUUGGCGUCGGUUCAGGCAACAAUGUCUCAAGAAACUCCGUCUGGCAUAAACCAGGAUACAGUCUGGUCUGGGUGUGGGUUGAGCAGUGUGUGUUGUGGGGAGUGAGGGUGAGGGGGAGGCUAUGGGCACAUCACUGCGUCCUCUAGUGAGUAGAACAUUCACACACGUAGAGAGAAAAAGAUGUUUAUUCUGGCACUGUCACUCAAAUAUGGACUUUGUAUGGGUGAUAGUAGUACAGCAGUGAGAGUGAGGGAAGAACUCGACCACCCUGGUAACUCUAGCUCAGGACAGCAGAAGGCACAGCAGCAGAAGGCGAGGUAGCAGAAGCAUAAUGUGGUGGGAUACCACAAGACGAAGUCUGGCAAGGGUACUGCUGGUGGUGGUGACGGUAGUGGCCCUCAACCAUGAAGAAAUGAUAGGGAGGAGACGCAAGACCGCCCUGCUGGAAGGAGACAUCCUCAUCGGCGCCCUAUUCAGCGUCCACCACCAACCCAAGCAGAAGAGUGCCUUCACCCUCACCUGUGGCGAGAUUCGAGAGCAGUACGGGAUUCAGCGGGUGGAGGCGGCGUUCAUGGCUAUUGACGAGAUCAACGCCAAUCAGACCCUGCUGCCCAACAUUACCCUCGGCGUGGAGAUCCGAGACUCCUGCUGGUAUUCCUCGAUAGCGUUGGAGCAGAGCAUAGAGUUCAUCCGGGACGCCUUGGCUUCUCCCGGAGACAACGCCAACAGGACCCUGACAUCUGACGCCUGUAAGUCCGCCUCCACCACCAGCAAGAGACUCGUGGGAGUGGUGGGUCCUGGCUCCUCUGACGUCACCAUACAGGUACAGAACUUACUACAGCUGUUCAGGAUCCCGCAGGUGGGUUACUCAGCCACUUCGCGAGACCUGAGUGACAAGUCUCGCUUCUCGUACUUCAUGCGGGUGGUGCCCUCUGACUACUACCAGGCCCAGGUCAUGGUGGACAUCGUCAGGCACUACAACUGGACCUACGUCUCCGCCGUCCACACUGAUGGCAACUACGGACAGAGCGGCAUAACAGCCUUCAGGGAGUUGGCAGAGAAGAACAACAUCUGUAUAGCCAAGGAAGACUCGGUCCUGAGUAACGCCGAGGACGAGGCCUUUGAUAUGGUGAUCCACCAGCUGCGUGAGGACCAGCGAGCCAAUGUGGUGGUGUGUUUCUGUGAGGGGAUGACGGUGAGGAACCUCCUUCUGGCCGCCCAGAGGAACAACGUCACCUCUAGGUUCCUCUUUAUCGGCAGCGACGGGUGGGCCGACCGUUCGGAUGUGGUGGCGGGGCUGGAGGAGGCGGCGGUGGGUGGACUCUCCGUCAAGAUCACCAGCUCCUCUGUGGGAGAGUUCGACGACCACUACUUCCAGCUGGAUCCCGAUAACAACAAACGCAACCCGUGGUUCAAGGAGUUUUGGCAGAUGAGAUUCAACUGUUCUCUGCCAGGCCACGAGGAGAUUGUCUCCCUCCCUCCAUGCUCUGGUAUGGAGUCACUCCGCGACAGAUAUAAGCAGGACACCAAGAUGGCCUUUGUGAUGAAGGCCAUCUACACUAUGGCGUGGGGCCUCCACAACAUGCAGCGGGACCUGUGCCCCUUCUCCCAGGGGCUCUGUGAGUCUAUGCUCCCUAUCAACGGCUCACUAUACAGGGAUUACCUGGUGAACGUAACCUUCUCCUACAUGGGGGAGUUAGUGACGUUUGACUCCAGAGGUGACCCACCAGGAAGGUAUGACAUUAUGAAUUAUCAGCGGCUGAAGAAUGGUAGCUUUGACUAUGUUCGCGUGGGGACGUGGGAUAAUGGUACUCUGGUAGUGCACGAAGAACGGGUUGUCUUCAACAGCUCUGAUGGCCUUCCUCCCACCUCUGUCUGCUCUGAGCCCUGCAGCUAUAAUGAGUACAAGAGCUUUGUUGAGUCUGGAGAUGAAAAAUGCUGCUGGAUAUGUACUCUAUGUGACAAGGAUGAGUACCUCAUGAAUGAGACCACAUGUCAGCGGUGCACUCCUGGCUAUUGGCCCAACACUAACAAGACUGGCUGUGAUGCAAUCCCAGUAAAGUACAUCAUGUGGGACGACGCAGAGUCCAUUGUAGCCCUUAGUUUGGCCUCGCUGGGCUUCCUGGCCACUAGCUUCACAAUGCUUGUGUUCAUCAGAUACAACCAUACACCUGUAGUUAAGGCAUCUACAAGGGAAUUGUCAUACAUUAUCUUUGUGGGGAUGAUGGUGUCAUAUUGUGCCACACUGCCCCUCUUAGCUCGGCCAACAACCCUAAGUUGUGCUGUAUCACGAAUCAUGCCUGGACUCUCCUUUGCCAUGAUAUAUGCUGCUCUUGUUACCAAAACCAACCGCAUUGCCAGAAUACUUGCAGGAAACAAGAAGAUUAUGAUGCGCAAACCUCGUUUUAUGUCUGCCACUGCCCAGGUGAUCAUCACAUGUAUACUUAUCAGUAUUGAAGUUGGCAUCAUCACCACCACCCUCAUCCUGGACCCACCUGAUGUUGACCACAUCUACCCUCGCCAAAAGGAGGUUAAGUUAGUAUGUAACACCCCUCCUCGAGGUAUUAUAGCACCCAUGGGUUGGGACUUCUUCCUCAUUGCCAUGUGCACUGUGUAUGCUGUCAAGACAAGGAACUUGCCUGAGAAUUUUAAUGAAGCCAAGUUCAUUGGAUUUUCAAUGUAUACAACUUGUGUUAUUUGGAUGGCUUGGUUACCCAUCUAUUUUGGCAGUGACCACAAGAUCAUCUGUAUGAGCAUGUGCACCUCCCUCAGUGCCAUGGUCACCCUGGUACUGCUCUUCUUUCCCAAGAUCUACAUCAUGCUCUUCAGACCAGAGAAAAAUGACCGUUCAGCCUUUAAGACAGCCACAACAGUCCGGUGUCACAUUGGGUCAUCCAGCAAAGCCAGUAUGUCAAGGCCCUCUGACCCCUCACCCAGUGCUGCUAUUGAAAGCCUGUAUGUUGGACCAGCCAUGUUGGGUAUUGGGCAGCCACAACUGUCUCUUAUGCAGAGGAUUCGGUCCACUCUGGGUAUGCCCUUCAUCCCACCCAUCGGUAUCCUGCCCAGAGACCCAAAUCCACGCUCCAUGCUCAGAAGGGAGAUCAGCGUGUGGAGUGAUGCAAGUGGCAGCGCUGGCACGGGAGGAGCAAGUAGCAAUAAUCGGGACAUGAUGCUGAGAAGAGCCUAUGGUUCACAACUUGACUUGACAGGUGGAGAUAUGCUGUGGAGCCGUGAGGAUAGAAGCAGCCAAACAACAGAUGACCUCCUGGACCCACUCAUCCCUCGGCUGAGGCGACGCGUUGCUCGAGCAGUGAGGGAAAAUGAUAUUGAUGUUUCUGAAGGAAGAGAAUUCUUCUCCAUCACACAUAACUGGAUGAUCUCACAGGCUGAAGCUGCCAAAAGUGCUGUGAACAGGCAGAAGAACAGUGAAGCUGAGGUGUGGCCAACCACCACGAUCAUCAUCAGAGAAGAUUUAGAAGUAGAGGAGAAGGUGAAAGAAGAAAAAGAAAGUAAAGUAAAAGAGCCACUGGCAAUUCCAAAGCAAAAUGGAGUUGUGAGCGACUCUGAGCAUUCAAAUAUCAAAAAUAGUUAUGAUGCUUCCCAGGAAACAUCACAAUCAGUAACUAAGAAAAAACUGGACACAAAACAAUCUCCAACUCCUGGAUAUGACAACACUGAGCAUGACAAAGUUGAGCUUCCAGAUCAAAAUAGAAAUGAAAAAAAUUCAGUAGCUUGUGGUGGUAGUCCUACAACACAGGAUGGUAGUAACUUGUGUAAUAAUAAUAAUUGCUCUCAGCUUACAAAAGUACAAGACAAUAAUAUCCCUAGUGAAAAUAAUAGUUCAUCACCCAAGCAACAGAAGUGUUCUGAAAAUCAAAAUAAGUGUUCAAUUAAUAGACAGACUAGCACAGAUUCUCAAGUUGUAAAUUUUAUUGGUUAUGGUUCAGUGAUGCCAUGUUCCAGAGAUGAAAACUGGACAAAACAAAGAUCAGUCAGUUGUGAUAACAGCAUAAUAUUGAAGAACAAAGUUGUACCCUUAAGCCAGUCAACACAAACAGAACAAUCUCAUGAAAAACAAGGAUGGAUUUCUAAUAGUGACAGCAGAAACCUUGUGGCAGAAACUAAUGAUAAUAAUGGAAAAUCAGAUCUUCAAAACCGCAAGAGAAAAGUAGGAGUGUCAGCCCGGGUGUCAGAUGUUCGCGGCAUCCUCAAGUUCGUCAAUUCUUCUCCCACAGAGAGAGAGACGAGAGUUUCAUUUGAUUCUCAUUUUUCUCCAGUAAAAGUUACUACUGAAGAUGAGUUACUAUCACCAGUAUUAUCUGAUGAUGACCUUGAGAGUGAUAGUCAAGCUGGAGACAAACAACUUGAGCAUCACAAGUUAUCAAACAACUCAGCGUGUGCAGACCAGCAUUCCAUAUCAGAAGAAACUUCUUUUAGCAUCCUUGAAGAAGCCCUCAGUGCUGAAAGUGAUAUUGAAGCUUCAGAUAACUGUGAAUUAAAGACUAUAAUCAUCAGAUUAGGAAGUGAUGAAGCAAAUGUUAAUAUUCCAACAAAGGUUAAAUCAGAAGUGAAUGGUAGUCUAAUAAACUGGAGACCAAAGCCUGGUAAAAAUCAUAAAGUACUAUCAUACACUCCAGCAACCUAUAGUUAUGAUAAUCCCUCUGCUAAUAUUGAUUCAGAGGUUUUAUACAAUGUACAAGACUUACAAGGUAUAAAGACCUCUGAUGUGUCUUCAGUCAGUCAUCUUACACAGCAUGAAGGAGAUGAAGACCCAAGUAAGAGAUAUGCAAGUGAAAAUGAACUAGUCAUAUUAGAUUUAUUACACAGUACCUUCCCACAGAAGUAUUAUAAUCCUCAAGGGACACAAGUCCAUUGCAAUUCUAAUUUACCACAAAGUCUUAUCACAGAAUCACCUACAUUUCGUGAUACAGUAACAUCGGAGGAUCCAGGAUCUACUUCUCAUAAACGCCUCACAAUAACUCCACCAGAACUCUACAGAAAUUCUCCGACAAAACAACUUAGUCCUUCACAAGACCCAGACACUCACUACCUCCAGUAUUACAGCCAUUCCAUUCCAUCUCACAAAUCACAUCCAUCAGAAUACAUUUUUGACACACAAGAACAUAGUCAUCAUCACAAACAACCACACAGAUCUCCAGCACAAGUGAACCCAACAGUAAUCCCAGCAGAUUUACAACAAAUUGAAGUUGACUCUGGUGGUUUUUCCUCUGAUUCUAAACCAAACCAACAUUGCACUUCUGUUGAAGCACCAAGACACAUCACUUCAACACCUCAAUCUCAAACCAUUUUAAAAUCACACUGUCAAGUGGUAGAAGAAGGGAGACACACAGAGAGGAGGCUGUGUAGAAAUGAUACUGAUGAUGAUACUGAUGAAAGUACAACACCUAUUGAGGAAUUCUUCAGGACUCAUGGCAUUAAAUUUGAUGUUACAUCAACAAAAUCAAAAAAGCUAUAAAUAUUGCUAAUUUUUAGAUUUCUCUACAGAAUCUAUAUGGGCAUUCCCCGGGUUACGGAAACUCUGGUUGCGGAAAUUCGCUCUUCCGGAUUUUGUAAAUUACAGAAUGACCAAUAAAUUUGGGAUACGGACAAAAACUCGCCCUUACAGAGAUUGGGUAAAUUUUUAAGUUAAAAUUUUUGUUUCAAUACUAUUAGGAAAAAAUGUACAGAAAUUAUACAAUUUAUUUCGUGUGGAUUUCUUGGUGGUUGGUACAAUACUGUACUGUACAGGGCGAGGCAGGAGUCAGUAGUGCCCCUCCGUCUCCCUCCCAGUAACUCCGAUAACACCACCUUACCUCACCACCUCACCUAAUGCAGCACUCAACAUUGUUUGUGUAAGUUAAAUUCAAGUGCUUUGUAUAUUUAUUAUCAUGUUAUAUCAUAAAAUAAUCAAUGUAUGUGUUAAAACAAAUUAUUUUCAUUCAUAAAUGUGCUCGUAUAUACGUCUUUUUGCCGAAAAUAUUUCCUUGGGAACGCAUCUCCAAUUAUAUAACAAGUCAAUGGGAAUAUUGGUUUUGCGUUAUGGAAUUUCACGUUACGGACAAAUUUUCAAGGACACACACCUUCCGUAACCCAGGGGAUGCCUGUACUUUAAAAUAAUGUAAAAAUUACAUAGCCCAAAAUAUGAACAACUGAACUGUAAACGAAAAUAACUUACACAGGUUUGUAAGUACAGUCAGUUCUGCUAUAACACGAUAGUUGUGUUUUUGUAAAAGAUCGUGUUAUAGAAAUUCAUGUAAUAGAAAUAACAGGGCUUAUGGAGAAAAUAGGGUUAGGUGCAGAUUACUUCUCUAAAUCGAAAAAAAAUUAGUAGUUAGCCUAACACAAAGGUUAGCA
Homarus americanus (American lobster) is the source of this 6624-nucleotide messenger RNA. Its product is annotated as metabotropic glutamate receptor 1-like. Gene Ontology annotation, molecular function: adenylate cyclase inhibiting G protein-coupled glutamate receptor activity; G protein-coupled receptor activity involved in regulation of postsynaptic membrane potential. The record is from RefSeq and is a predicted model, not a curated record. The transcript has 22 exons. Gene Ontology annotation, cellular component: postsynaptic density membrane. Lineage: Eukaryota; Metazoa; Arthropoda; Malacostraca; Decapoda; Nephropidae. Bases 602 to 5746 code for a protein of 1714 amino acids. Gene Ontology annotation, biological process: regulation of synaptic transmission, glutamatergic; G protein-coupled glutamate receptor signaling pathway.